This is a messenger RNA of Lasiodiplodia theobromae, 1710 nucleotides long. RefSeq names its product Set domain protein. Gene Ontology annotation, biological process: peptidyl-lysine monomethylation. The record is from RefSeq and is a predicted model, not a curated record. Bases 1 to 1710 code for a protein of 569 amino acids. The transcript has 3 exons. Gene Ontology annotation, cellular component: nucleus. Gene Ontology annotation, molecular function: protein-lysine N-methyltransferase activity. Lineage: Eukaryota; Fungi; Ascomycota; Dothideomycetes; Botryosphaeriales; Botryosphaeriaceae.
AUGGCCAAACCAGACCAAAAGGCCAUCGACCGUCUUGUUGACUGGUUCGUCCAGCAUGGCGGUUAUGUGCACCCCAGCUUGCGCUUCGCUCAGGACGCCUAUGGAGGCGUGGCCGGCUUCGCAGCUGAGGACAUCUCAAACCCUCCCGCCGGUGGACUGCACCUCAUGACGUGUCCGCUGAAACUGCAGCUCUCUCAUCUCCAAGCUCCGGAGUCUAUCCAAGGCCAAUUACCAGAACAUGUUCUCCGUAACAUAGCUCUGAUCAGAGAGACGCUCCUCGGGGAGGAGUCUCUCUGGGCGCCGUACAUCGAAUGCUUGCCUAAGAGCGAGCAGAUGAACACCCCGAUCUUCUUUUCUGAGGAGAAGACCCAGGAAGCCAUCAAUGAGAAGCGGAACGACACUGCCUGGCUUCUCGGAACUAACCUUGACAAGGCCUGGCGUCCCCGGGCCGAGCAAUGGAAAAAAGAGUGGGAGAAUGCUGUCCAGGCUCUGAAGAAGCAGGAUGUCGAUGUUGAAGGGUAUACAUGGGAGCUGUACAAAUGGGCUGCCACUAUCUUCACCUCGAGAUCCUUCAUCUCCGAUCCCGGCAUGAGCAAAAACAACGAGGCUCAUGCUGUCCUUAUGCCAGUCAUUGAUCUACUCAACCACCGCUUCCCUGCCAAGGUGUUCUGGUUCUUCGACCACGGCGCCUUCCAAUUCAAAACAGAAGAGGUGGUUGCUAAGGGUCAGGAAAUCUUUAACAACUAUGGCGGUAAAGACAAUGAAGAGCUCUUGAAUGGAUACGGCUUCUGCAUUCCCAACAACCCUUGCGACGUAGUAGCUAUUCGGUUUGGACAACUGCCUCCUCCCAUCACUGAUGAACUCGGAAGGCUUCUUGGAAAAUGGGACCCCGCUCAAACACACUACAUCAGAGGCCGUGACCACCUGCUCGGCCCGUAUCAGGUAUCUCUGCCAGACUAUCCAGAAGUCACUUCUUCGGGUGUGCCACAAACCAUCUGGACUGUUAUGGAAGUCCUCAAGAAAUUCCAAGACGAGCAACAGGGACAACGUGCGAAGUGGCGUAGCACGCUUUCAGCGCGGUGCGACCUAUUCGAGAUCCUGGCUACCAAGUACGACAACAUCGACCAAUUCUGCGACUACCUCCCAGAAAGUCCUAAGAACUUGAAGCAGCAAUAUGCCAAGAUCUAUCGGGACAGCCAGAUGAAGAUCCUCAAGGAGAACCACGCCGAUGUUGAAAAGCUGAUUGAGAAAGCCAACUUCACAAGUCUCGACGAUGCCGUCAAGGCUCUGAAGGAGGAUAAAGAGGAGGUUGGUGGAAGGAGUUGGAUCUCAGCGUUGGAGAUCAACUUCAAGACGGAUGAUCUUGCAUCUCUCCGGGAGCAGGGUGUGGAGCGAGAGGCGUGGAUUCUUUGGCUGUGUGCUGCAUGGCUUACCUUCACUACCAUGGGUGUCGAAGAGUCGUCUCGUAUCUCGACGUGGCUCAAGGAUUUACUAGAAUCCCACCCGUAUAACGAGACUGAGUCCGAGUCACACCUGCCAAUGCCCGUCCGGCAAUUGCGUGCGCAUGCCGACGGUAUCUGGCAGGAUCCCAAUUUCGGCGCUGAGCUGUACAACUGGGCAGGCGAUGUGGUGGAUGCGGAAGCGAGGAUGCUGGCAUACCUGGACGAUAAUGAGCACCAAGGAAAGCUCUUCGUCUGCAUGAAGGACUAG